GAAAGGCAGGUCCUUCUAGAACUGGUAGUAAAUCAUUAGAAACAUGGAAGGCUAAAAAACGUAAGGUGAUAUCUGAUGAUACAAGCUCCGAAGAGGAAGAUUCAACUGAAAAGGAAUUUGUACGAAAAAUAAACUGUUUGCAAAAAGAGAAUAAACAGAAAUCCAAGAAUAUAAAGAAACAAAAACGCACUAUGGAGGACAUGUUGAACGAUUUAACUUCGGCAGCAGCAUUAAGCAAAAAAGUGUUAGAUAAUUUGAAGUCUGUAGAUGACUACCUCAUGUCUGCAAAUGCGAAACCUCACUCAAAACUAAAAGAAAAGUUUGAAACUAGUGAUCCAAAACAAAAUAAUGUGCAAAAUGACAUACACGACGAAUCAUUCCAAAUGGAUUUUGACAAACAAGAAAAUCUUUCCGCCGAACUGCAAAAAGAUAGUCACAAUCAGAAUAACGGAAUCACAAAAAAUGGCCAACUAGAAAGGACAAAUAAUUUUGAAGCGAAUAAUUUCAAGAAGAAUGACGAUACCAAUGAAAAUGAUGUUCAUUUAAAUUUCCAAGGUCAAGAUCAGAAAGAGAGUCUAAAGGAUAAAUACAAUCCAAAUAGUUUCCAGGUUCUCGAAAAAAGACAAAAAGAAGUAAUCGAUCCGAAAAAUAACUACGUUAAAGAAGACAUACCUAUAGCAGUUAAGGAAGAGAUUCAAAGUCUUGGCGAUACAGAUAUCACAGUGAGCUGUAAAAGGCUUAAUAUGUGUAAUCAUACAACUGCUACUAAGCUCACGACUGAUUUACUUUCACUUAUGUUCACAAAAGAAAAGCUCGCCACUUCAUCGAUGACUGGGAAAGUAGGAAACAUGCAUAUGCGAAAGGGUACUGCCGCCAAAAUGCAGUUAGAUGUUAGCAAAAUUGCAGCUAUUAACUCUUAUGUAAAAAGUAAAUUCCCUACUGUCGAGAAACUACAAUCUGUCAUCAACAAGGCCAUUCAACAAAAAUGUUGCAAUGCUGCGAAAAGUGUGAAGCUUAUUGCCUGCAAUUUGAACAACAUGACCCCGAAAGAGUAGCUCAAAAGCGUUGCACAGUUAUAAGUAUUUGUACUACUAAAGUUUUAUUUUUUUUAUACAUCUUCUAAUCGAUGAAACCAAAGACAAGUUAUUUUAUUUUCAUUAUUUACUUUUAUUAAUUUUUAUUCAUUUAUUUAUUUUAGUCAUUGAGCUUAGACUCAAUUGUAAACCAUAUAUAUCUUUGAUCGAUAAAUAAUAGGUGAAAAGUUAUGAAAAGCUAUCCAGUGAACAGUGUUGCACAUAAAUAGAUUAUAAAAACUAUGUUCGCGUUUAUACUCAUUUCGAUUAUACUUAUUUUUUCCGUGGGGUGCUCUUUACGUGAUUUGUUGUUUUUUUUAUAAAUUUGACUAUUUUAUUCUAAUCAUAAAGCAAAGUCUAACUUGAGUUUUAAAUAUUUAUAAAAAAAAUAUUGCAAGAUAGGAUCGUUAUAUCUAUGUUCUUUAUAAAAGGGAAUGCUAACCUGAUGUGUUCGUAAAAAUUUUUGAUAAAUAUUGUGUGUAAUUUCACACACAAACACGAUGACAUAUACUUGUAAACUGUAUAACUGUACAACAGAACUUAAGUAUAAAAGUAUGUAUACGUAUUUUGAGAGUUAAAAAGUUAAAAAUGUUAAUUUAUUUAUAACUCUGAUGUAUGUAUAAAGCGGCGGCGCGUGCGAAGCAUAUGCUGCUUCUAUAUAAAUGCCAAAUAAAUUAUGUAUGUAUUUAAUAUAUUAUGCUUCUCUUACUUGACUUAUUACUCCAUCAC
Molecule: messenger RNA, 1802 nt
Organism: Temnothorax curvispinosus
Lineage: Eukaryota; Metazoa; Arthropoda; Insecta; Hymenoptera; Formicidae
Exons: 5
Coding region: 192-1055 (287 amino acids)
Molecular function (GO): DNA binding
Source: RefSeq, a predicted model, not a curated record